Olea europaea var. sylvestris is the source of this 2797-nucleotide messenger RNA. RefSeq names its product chaperone protein ClpB3, mitochondrial-like. Gene Ontology annotation, cellular component: cytoplasm. The coding region runs from base 117 to 2486 and encodes 789 amino acids. Gene Ontology annotation, biological process: cellular response to heat. The transcript has 9 exons. NCBI's taxonomy places the organism in Eukaryota, Viridiplantae, Streptophyta, Magnoliopsida, Lamiales, Oleaceae. The record is from RefSeq and is a predicted model, not a curated record. Gene Ontology annotation, molecular function: ATP hydrolysis activity; ATP binding.
UCCUCAAGCUUCACUUCCCUUUCGCUUUCAGCUCGAAAUCCCAAAUAUAAUACUAUACCCCAAACUCAAAUUGAAGGAAUAAAACUUCUUACACUUUGGAUUUUUAUUUUUCGUUGAUGGCAACUUCGAGAACCUCCUCUGCGCUGAGGCUGAGCAGGUCCGCCGUGGCCGCUCUGAGGGCCUCUCGCUAUCGUUCUCAAGACCUCGCACUCUCUCAUCGCUCUUCUGAAAUACUUUCUUCUCGAAACCCAACCUUUCUCACUCGCACCAAUGGUGCUUGUGGAUUUGGAGCUCCAACCAUUCCUACUGACUUCUCAUCAAGUCUGGUUUCGACGCAAAAUUUCAGCCGCUUUUACUCCGCAUCUGCUGCUGCCUCCGGCCAGAUUAGCAAUUCAGAGUUUACUGAGAUGGCAUGGGAGGGAGUCAUCGGUGCCGUCGAUGCAGCAAGGGAGAGUAAACAACAAGUAGUGGAAACUGAGCAUCUAAUGAAAGCCCUAUUGGAGCAGAAGGAUGGGUUGGCAAGGAGAAUAUUCACCAAGGCUGGGGUUGAUAACUCAACACUUCUGGAAGCCACAAACGACUUUAUAUCACUGCAACCAAAGGUGACAGGUGAAACUAGUGGACCCAUUGUGGGUUCUCAUCUUGGUUCUCUCUUGGAUAAGGCACGAAAGCAUAAGAAAGAAAUGGGGGAUUCCUUUGUCUCUGUGGAGCAUCUAUUGUUGGCAUUUCCCUCCGAUAAGAGGUUUGGGCAACAAUUAUUUUCAAAUAUGAAUCUAAGUGAGAAGGCAUUGAAGGAAGCUGUACAAGCUGUUCGUGGUGGUCAAAGAGUAUCUGAUCAGAACCCAGAAGGUAAAUAUGAGGCACUUGAAAAAUAUGGGAAUGACUUGACUGAACUUGCGAGACGUGGUAAACUUGAUCCGGUUAUUGGACGUGAUGAUGAAAUACGGCGAUGCAUCCAAAUAUUAUCUCGGAGGACAAAGAAUAAUCCUGUUAUCAUUGGUGAGCCAGGAGUAGGGAAAACUGCAAUUGCUGAAGGGUUAGCUCAGCGAAUUGUCCGUGGAGAUGUUCCAGAACCUCUAUUGAAUCGGAAGUUGAUCUCUCUGGACAUGGGUUCUUUGCUUGCUGGUGCCAAGUAUCGUGGGGAUUUUGAGGAAAGGUUAAAAGCUGUAUUGAAGGAAGUUAGCGCUUCAAAUGGACAGAUUAUUUUGUUUAUAGAUGAGAUUCACACUGUAGUGGGUGCAGGGGCUACUGGUGGAGCUAUGGAUGCUGGAAAUUUGUUGAAACCUAUGCUUGGCCGGGGGGAACUCAGGUGCAUUGGGGCAACUACACUAAAUGAAUACAGAAAGUACAUUGAGAAGGACCCUGCGCUGGAGCGUAGGUUUCAACAAGUAUUUUGUUCCCAGCCAUCUGUGGAAGACACAAUUUCAAUCCUGCGUGGAUUGCGCGAACGAUAUGAGCUGCAUCAUGGGGUCAAGAUAUCAGAUAGCGCUCUUGUUUCAGCGGCAAUUCUUUCGGAUCGAUACAUUACUGGCCGUUUCCUACCUGACAAAGUGAAGAGUAUUGUUGGAUGUCUAAANGUAGCUGAUGCAAUAAGACGUUCUAGGGCUGGCCUGUCUGAUCCAAACCGUCCUAUUGCAAGCUUCAUGUUCAUGGGACCCACGGGGGUUGGUAAAACUGAGCUUGCAAAAGCCCUUGCUGGAUACCUUUUCAACACUGAAAAUGCUCUUGUGCGCAUUGAUAUGAGUGAAUAUAUGGAAAAACAUGCAGUUUCCCGGUUGGUUGGUGCACCACCAGGUUAUGUGGGUUAUGAAGAAGGUGGGCAGCUGACAGAAGUAGUCCGGCGAAGGCCUUAUUGUGUUGUGUUGUUUGAUGAAAUCGAGAAGGCACAUCACGAUGUUUUCAACAUCCUAUUACAGUUGUUAGAUGAUGGAAGAAUAACAGAUUCACAAGGGCGAACAGUUAGUUUCACCAACACUGUUGUGAUUAUGACAUCAAACAUUGGAUCUCAUUAUAUCCUCGAAACCCUUAGAAGCUCCCAGGAUAGCAAGGAUGCAGUUUAUGAAGCGAUGAAAACCCAAGUGGUCGAGUUGGCAAGACAAACUUUUAAGCCAGAGUUCAUGAAUCGGAUCGAUGAGUACAUUGUUUUCCAACCUCUGGACUCCACACAAAUCCGCAAAAUUGUUGAAAUCCAGCUUAAUCGUGUGAAGGACAGACUUAAACAACGGAAAAUUGAUUUCCAUUACACGGAGGAAGCCGUCAAUCUUCUCGGAACGUUGGGCUUUGAUCCGAACUUUGGAGCAAGACCUGUGAAGCGGGUGAUUCAACAGACGGUUGAGAAUGAGAUUGCAAUGGGAAUCUUAAGAGGGGACUUUAAGGAAGAAGACUCGCUUAUCAUUGACGUUGUCCCGGGUGGUAAAGACCUCCGUCCCCAAAGUAGAUUGUGCAUCAAGAGAAUUGAAAAUUAUGCCAUGGUUGCCAAUGACUAGUAUUUCGUUUUUUGAGGUGUAAAUAAGAAGAGUUCAAAUGUGCUUCUUUGUAUUUAGGUGAUGCUGAAUCGCAUUCUAAUGUCUCUUCUUCAUGUUGAUGAGUUUUUUAAGUAAUGGGGUUGUAAUUUUUCAGAAAAUUGAGUCAUUUAUCUGCCUGCCUCAAAGUAAUUAGUUUUGGCUCGUAUCUAGGUUUAUGUAGCAGGGGUAAAUGUCCUUUGAGCAUGCAUGAAACUACCAGACUCUGGAAAUGAGGAACGGUCAAUGACUGUAAAUAUCUGCACCAUAAAUUGAAGUAAAGGUGGUUAUAUUGA